Messenger RNA from Tachyglossus aculeatus (Australian echidna), 7428 nucleotides. RefSeq names its product marker of proliferation Ki-67 (gene MKI67). Gene Ontology annotation, cellular component: chromosome; nucleus. Gene Ontology annotation, molecular function: protein binding. The record is from RefSeq and is a predicted model, not a curated record. Gene Ontology annotation, biological process: regulation of chromosome segregation; regulation of mitotic nuclear division. Bases 28 to 7038 code for a protein of 2336 amino acids. Lineage: Eukaryota; Metazoa; Chordata; Mammalia; Monotremata; Tachyglossidae. The transcript has 17 exons.
ACAACAACAAUAGCAGCAGGUUUGAAAAUGCCGUUCGGGAGCGUAAUCAUUAUCAGAAGGGACGGAACGGAUGGGACCUGUUUCCCUUUAACGACCACGACCUGCUGGUUCGGACGGAAAAGCGAAUGCGAUAUCCGCGUCCAGCUCCCUCAGUGCUCCAAGCAGCACUGCAGCAUCGACAUUAACCAGGACAAAGAGGCCGUACUGACUAACUUCAGUACUGUCAAUCCCACCCUUCUGAAUGGAGUUCAAGUGUUCAAACAAGUAACCCUGAAGCAUGGAGAUAUACUAACGAUUAUCGACCGUUCUUUCAGGUUUGAAUAUCCCUCCGAAGAUCAUCCUCAUGGAAAAGCGACGCGACCUCCGGAAACCAAAACCGUGCAGGAGAUCAGAUCCAGAUCUGGACACUCCCGGGAUCCUGAUAAAACCGGGGAUCCGCGGGCCCAAAACGAGGGCGAGCCGCGCCCGCCGGACGGAGACGGGAAGAGGCAGUCUCCGGUGCGAGAGCUCAGCCCCAUCGACAACCGCGGGCCGCCCGUGCAGGGCAGCGCCAAGAAGGAAGCCUUUUCUCCCUUCGGCAAGCUUUACGUUUCGCUGAAGCAGGAGAUCGAAGCGAGAGCGAGGCAGCGCAGCGAUGCCCGCCGCUCCCCGGCCAGAGGGCCCGGCCGCGACGCUCUCACGCCGGCCUCCGCCCCGGCCAAGGAAAACCGGGCCGCCCGCCACCGCGCCGUCCCCCCGGCUCCUCCGAAGGACGGGAGGAGCCCGUCCCGAAGGCAGUCGUCCGCUUCGAAGGAGAACGAGCGGGACGCGCUCUCCCUCCCGCAGGGGAAGGCCACCCCGGAGCGGGAGGGAAGCCGGGCUGCCGCCCCCCCAAAGAUCGUGGGCAUCCUGAAGCGGAAGAGCGAAGCGCAGAGCAUCGACCAACCCCCGGACCCGUCCGAGGGGCAUCCCGUGGAGCACCGGGCCAAGAGGUCGCCGGGCCGGCACCGGGCGUGCAGCCCGAAAUCCGCGCUUCCCCUCAACCCGCGGGCUGCCCCGGCCGGUCCCGGAGAGAGGGAAAUUUCCUCCGUGGGCCGGGAGGAGGAAGCCUCGUCGCGCCGCAGGCGGGGCCGGAGCCGGGCCGGAGGCGCGGACGGCCCGGAGGAGGGGGAGCCGGGAGGGUCCCGUCCGGGGUCUCCGGCGUCCGAGGGGGUCGGCGCUUCCGACCCUCCGGCCCCCGGGGAGGCCCGCCAAGCGUCGGAGGCCGGCGGCCCAACCCCGAAGGCCCGCGGAGCCAGCGCGGAGCGAGGAGGAGGCGGGAGGCCGGCCCGUGGCGGGGCCGAGACCCGCAGGUCGCAACGGAGCAGCUCCGGGAGGUCCGGCCCCGCCGACCAGCCUGCCGGACACAGUCAGGGAGAGUCGUGCUCCCCGAAGUUCGAAAACGGGACCACGGCUUCGUUCCCGUUGCCUUGGACGAAGAGGAAGAGGGUCUCUUUCGGAAGGCAGUUGGAGCCCGAGCUGUUCGAUGAGAGGUUGCCUCCCAACUCGCCCCUGCGGAAAGGGGCCACGCCGACCCCGCUGAACACUCCCGUGGGCAUCUCGGCUCGAGCCCUCAUCAGGAAGUACGGCAUCCAGGCUCUGACAGCGAAGCGCGGGAGUGGGCGCUCCCCCCAGCUGCCCGACCCGUGCUCUCCAACCCCCAGCCCGCGCCGGCCGGCCUUCAGGACCGGUUGCCGGGCCCUCUUGGACCCCAAAUGGUUCAAGUCUCCGUACCUGCAGCCGGUGGCGCGGCUCCCGUCCCCGGCCCAGCCGAAGACCCCGAGGAGCGGCGGCCGCAACCCGGGGACGACGCCGAGGAGCGGCGCCGGGGCCGGAGGGUCGCGCCCGGGCACGCCCCGGCCCCACCAAAGGAGGAGCGGAAGGCUGCUGCUGCACAAGGCCUCUCUGCAGGGAGGUUUCGGAGUCCCGUCGUACGCGGAUAUCGUUAGACUGGGCACGAGACAGGUGCAGAAAUUCAUGGUCAGGAGACGCGUCCUGCAGAGAAAAGUCCGGAGGAAGCCGAAGGCCACCCCCAAGACUCCGGCCAAGGAAGUGGAGAACCUCUUCAGCACGGGGCACGCCAACUCUCCGUGUACCAUAAGGAUCGGAAGAGCUCAUCUUGGCAAGGAACCCCUGAAACCGGUGGCGACAGUUCCAAAAACCGAGGCAGACCAAUUGACCACAGAUUUAAUGCAACCCCAAACGGAGGUUGUUGAAAGCGGUCCGCUUCGAACCAGCAGAAUCAAGGACCAGAGAAAAAGUCCAAAGGUGCUGGGCAGAGAAAGGAGGAGCAGAGCCUUCGCAGACUCCCCGUACAGACUGUGUUUAGGAAAGCUGCGCCGAGUAAGCCUACCUAAGACACUCCUGCUCAAGACUGAUGAGGCCCAAGGAAAGGUGGCUUCAUCUCCUUCCAGUAUUCGGAAGAAGUCAAAAGAUUUGCUAAAGGAUAACAGCCACAGAAAAAAGUCAGAGAAAACAGUGGCUUCCAUAGGAAGCAAAGUGGGGGCGAAGUCCAAACAGACUCCCGCGAAAAAGUUAGAGCCUGCGGAAGUGUUGUCGGCCGUCAAGGGGCUCGUGAGGACUCCGAAGAUAAAGGCAGCUACCGUGGAAGAUUUCACUGGCAUCCAGAGGCUCAUGAGAACUCCCAAGCGGAAGGAGAGCCCCUCUGAGGAGCUCAGGGAAGAUCUCACGGGACUCAAGAGACUUAUGAAAACCCCCAAGGAGAAGUCCCAGUCCGUGGAAGACUUGGCAGGCGUCCAGAGACUUAUGAGAACCCCCAAAGAGAAAGCCAAGCCCGUGGAAGACCUCGUGGGUGUCAAGCAACUUUGGAAAACCCCGAAAGAAAAGGCUGAGCCGGUGAAAGACCUCGUGGGGGUCAAGCGUCUUCUGAGAACCCCCAAGGAGAAGUCCGAGCCCGUGGACGACCUCGUGGGGGUCAGUCGACUUCUGAGAACCCCCAAGGAGAAGUCCGAGCCCGUGGACGACCUCGUGGGGGUCAGUCGACUUCUGAAAACCCCCAAGGAGAAGUCCGAGCCCGUGGACGACCUCGUGGGGGUCAGUCGACUUCUGAGAACCCCCAAGGAGAAGUCCGAGCCCGUGGACAACCUCGUGGGGGUCAGUCGACUUCUGAGAACCCCCAAGGAGAAGUCCGAGCCCGUGGAAGACCUCGUGGGGGUCAGUCGACUUCUGAGAACCCCCAAGGAGAAGUCCGAGCCCGUGGACGACCUCGUGGGGGUCAGUCGACUUCUGAGAACCCCCAAGGAGAAGUCCGAGCCCGUGGACGACCUCGUGGGGGUCAGUCGACUUCUGAGAACCCCCAAGGAGAAGUCCGAGCCCGUGGACGACCUCGUGGGGGUCAGUCGACUUCUGAGAACCCCCAAGGAGAAGUCCGAGCCCGUGGACGACCUCGUGGGGGUCAAGCGACUUUUGAGAACCCCCAAGCAAAAAGCUGAGCCCGUGGAGGACUUUGUGGGGGUCAAGCAACUUUUGAGAACCCCUGAGCCCGAGGGCGAGACUAUGGAAGACCUUGGCUGGCUUAGAACCUCCAAGGCAAAGGAGGACGAACCUGCGGAGGAGGAAGAGUCAGGGGAGCAUAUGGAUGAUCUCGAAAGCUGUGAUAGACACCCCGAGGAAAAGGCAGAGCCCGGGAAAGACCUCACAGGACUCGAGAAGACUCCGAGGACGCCUGCCAAUGAAACGGAAUCGCGUCAGCCCUCCGAUCUGCCUGACAGCCAGACGAAGAAACCCACCCCUGGAAAGCCAGCGCCUCAGGGCGAGAGAAACGCCAAGCCAAGAGGCCGGUCGGGAGAGGAUUCGGCCAUGGCUCACUCGCCGCAAGUCACGGAAGAGGCGGGGAUGCAGGAAGAUUUAACUAAGAAGUCUGUCAGGCAAAAGCAGGGUGAAGGAAUUCACCCCGAAGAAAUCCCGGACAAAACUCCCCGGAGCCGCACCUCCUUAAGAUUGAAAAGCCAAAGCCAAAUCGACAAAGACGCUCGUCUUCCAAGCUCGUCCGAAGAGUCGGUCCCCGAGGUGCACAGCCCCACCUCCCCCGAGAUGCAGAGCGCCGGCGAUGACACUUUCGGAGCCAGGUUGGGACAAAGGAAGAAGAUUUCCAAGAGGCGGGAAGACGACGCCUCCUCGGAGGUCCUGGCUCGGCCACACAUUCCAGGCGAGGAAUGCAUGGAGACCUACGUGGUGACCAAAAUCAACCCAAGGGGCCAAAGAACCGCGGAGCGCAAGGACUCGGGGAAGAAGCUCAUCUCGAUAGACUUUGUCCCGGAGAAGACGGAAAUCCUCUUCAACCCAGAGUCUUCGGUAGCGGAAGCAAGUAGCCUGCUAGGGAGGGUUCAUUUCCAACUCGAAGAACCCGGCUCUCUUCCGAGGGGACGGUCCGGUAACUCCGAAGAGGGCAGGCGUGGAGUCUCUCCGAGCAGCCAGCAGGGAUGCCUCUCUGCUGAGGGGAAAGCCAGUCCCUGCUUCCCGUCUCUCACCGGAAAGCCGUGCUUACGGAAGAGCAGCGGUGGGAGAGAGGAAAUCCUCCGAGAGAAAGUGGACACGUCCAAAGUCACCGCCUCACCGUCCGAGGGGAUUCCAAGGAGCUCCGGGGCCAGGCGAGGCCCGGCUGAUGCCCAGGAGGAAAUUUCCGGCGGGCCCACGCUCACCAGAAGCAGGAUGAAGUCCAGGCUCGCGGAGAGGAGGGGCGAGGAGAUGGCCGCCGCGGAGAACGCCACCCGUAAGCCUUUGGAGACCAGAGGGAGGGCUUCCAGAGCCAGCAAGGAGGAGCCCGGGGCCCUCAAGAGUGUCCCCAGCAAAUCCGGCCCCUCCAGAUUAAUUUCCCUCCGGUCAGUGGGGGACACCCAGCCUCUCAACCGAGAGAGCGCCAAGCCUUCAUCCGGCCCCCGGGCCCAGCCGCCCUCGGGGUACCCGAUCCGGGCAGCGUCUGCGGCCGGGGCGGAAGCGAAAGCAGCUGCCCUGCUGGAUGGAAGGCGGCCUGCGACGGCCGGAGCGGAGACGGGGAUGGGAGGCCCGGUCCGGAUCGCGCCUCACCCUCCCGUGACGCCUCCGCCGCCGGAGAAGCCCUCCAUUCGGCUGAGGAGAUUUGGGAGGAAGGAGGCGGGCGUGACCGGUGACAACAGGCCGGCCGAAGCGGGGGCGGCCGAGGCCCCGGCGGCCCGGGCAGAUCCGGCCGCCUCGCAGCCCAGCGGGUCCAGAUGGCUGAGGGGCAAAGAGCCUGACUCCAGCGAGGCCUCUGCUCAAGAAGAUUACUCCAGCUUCUUCGAGAGCAGCAGCGACCUGCCUUCCAGCCAGGAAACCACCGAGGGCCCUGGGCCCGCCCUUCCGACCGUCUCUCACCCUCCCUCCGGCCCGGCCCCGUCACGAACCACCAGGUCGAGGAGGCUGAGGGGAAGGGAGCCUGACUCCAGCGAGACCUCGCCUCCCGAAGAGUACCCCGGCUCCUUCCAGAGCAGCGGCAAGCGGCCUUCCAGCCGGGAAACCACCGAGGGUUCCGGGAAAUCCCUUCCCACGGCCCCCCACCCUCCCGAGGUCCAGGCCCCCUCACGGGCGACCAGGUCCAGAGGGCUGAAGGGAAAGGAGGUCACCUUCAGCGAGGCCUGUCCUCGGGAAGAGCAGCUCGCUGUGUCUGAGACCAACAGCGAGCAACCUUCCGGCCAGAGAACCACCGCGGGCUUGGGAAGCGCCCUUCUGAAGGCCCCUCGCCCUCCCGCUGGCUCACCCCCCUCACGAACGACCAGGUUCAGGAGGCUGAGGGUGAAGGAGCCCGACUCCAGCGAGCCCUCUCCUCCCGAAGAGUACUCCAGCUCCUUCGAGACCAGCAGCGACUUGCCCUCCAGCCGGGAAAGCAGCCAAGAAGCCAUCGAGGGCUCCCGGAACACCCUUCCGACGGCCCCCCACCCUCCCUCCGGCCCGGCCCCGUCACGAGCCACCAGGUCCAUGAGGCUGAGGGGAAAGGAGCCGGACUCUAGUGAGACCUCACAGCCCGAGGAAGACUCCAGCUCCUUCGAGAGCGGCAGCAAGCGGCCUUCCAGCCUGGAAACCGCAGAGGGCUCUGGGAAAGCCCUUCCGACACCCGGACACCCUCCCAAGGGCCCGGCCCCACCACGAGUGACCAGGUUGAGAAGGCUGACGGGCAAGGAGCCGGACUCCAGAGGGUCCUCUCCCCACGACGAGCGCCUCGGCCUGCCCGAGGCCAACCGCAAGGCAUCCUCUGUCCCGGAAACCGCGACCGGCGCCCGGAGACUGAGGGGAAGAGAGGCUGACUCCGAGCGACCUUCCGGCCGGGAGGCUAGCAAGGCCUUGGAGGAUGCCCCCCAGGUAGCCCCUCACCCUCCCGCAGGCCCGGCCCCCCGACCAGCGACCGGCUCCAGGAGGCUCAAAGAGAAGGAGCCUGGUCUCGGCGAGCAUUCCUCUCGGGAAGAGCGCCGCGGCCUAUCCGGGACCCGCAGCGAGCGGCGGUCCGGCUGCGAAGCCGUCAAGGGCUCGGGGAAAGCCCCCCAGGCGGAGCCAGCCCCCUCACGGACCACCAGGUCCAGAAGAGUGCCGACGAGGGAGGCGGAGGUUACCGUCGGCCCUCCCUCUCGAGGAAAGCCGGGCAGAUCUUCCCCGGGGGACCCAGGGAAGGACUCUGCGCCCGAGAAAUCGGGGGCCGAGGCGGAGAGGGCGACUCUCCCAACCACCCUGCCCAAGCUCUCUGGCUCUCAGAGAGCCGUCCGGAAGGCCGCCGACUCGACCGCUGAACCCCUUCCUCGGGCGGGAAAUCGGGACCGGGAAGGAAGCGCCGGAGCGGCGGGUGCCAAGGCUUCCGGACCGGAACACCUGCCCCUCGUGGCCCCCUCGCGCCUGACGAGAGCGAGGCUGAAGACGGACACGCCGGACCCCCACCUCGAUGGAGGCGAGGACGCGGCCGGCCGGCAAAGCGGAAGGAACAAAAAGGAGAGUCUGGACGACAGGGACCGGGUUCCCAGGAUGCGAACAAGACAAACCAGGGAAAAAUCCAAUUAAUUACGCUGAGCGGCAGGCGUCGAAAGCGUCGCUCGGUGCUUCAUCCUAUUUGGGUUUUUUGUCUAAAUUUUUAGAAAUGUGAAUUUGUACAUAGUUCCAACCGGUUGAUUUGUGGAGUGGUUCAUCUUCUGAUAUUUCGUCACACGGAGUGGUUCUUCCUCUCAGCCCGUGGAGUUGCUUUCUGGGCUUCUUUGGGCCUUGUCCAACCAAAGCGUGGGGAAAAAACUCGGCUUUUCGUUUUCCUGCAGGGAUAUAAUUCAAAGAAAUCAGCUACUGAAGGUCUUAUUUUUCAUGAAACUCUUUUAAAAAAUGUAUAUGUAUAGAGCGAUCUUUUUUAAGAAAAGAAGUACAAGUCUUUUUCAGCUUUAUUAGAAGAGGCUAUGGUUUUUA